Molecule: messenger RNA, 1747 nt
Organism: Bufo bufo (common toad)
Lineage: Eukaryota; Metazoa; Chordata; Amphibia; Anura; Bufonidae
Gene: CCDC85B
Product: coiled-coil domain containing 85B
Exons: 2
Coding region: 436-1041 (201 amino acids)
Biological process (GO): negative regulation of DNA-templated transcription
Cellular component (GO): nucleus
Source: RefSeq, a predicted model, not a curated record
CUUGUACACAGGAUUUCCUGAGCUCCUAGUGCCUGUGACGUAGCACACCUCCCUUUAUCUCCCCCUCCCCCAGCUCUCUCUCCCACUCUCUCCCCAUCAGCUACAGGAGCAGGCAUGUUCAACCUUUUCCCAUCUGUUCAGUAAAAUGAGGAAUGUGGAAAAAAGGAACAGUUAACAGCAGUCUACUGGCAAGAUAAAAUCAAGCCAGGACAAUCCUGGGUCGGUGAAGGGGUGUAAUCAACAUUUUUGUUUAUCAUCCUGUCAGAGAGUCGAAAGGGUCUCCAGGCUCUUCUUCAGUAGUCCUAAAAGUAUUUUGUAUUCCAUAGUCCCACAUUUUUCUUGCUCCUUUUUGUCACAGUAUUUCUGACGUGAUUUAAGUAAAAUAAAAUAAUAAUAAUAUUUUACUUAUUGUGGCUACAAGAAAGGAUAUACAGGAUGAAUGAGGAAUGUGGUCUACUGGCACGGGACCUUUCUAAGGUGACAGAUGAAGAAAUGCUAUCCCAUAGCAAAGAGGAACUUGUACGAAAACUGAGAGAAGAGGAAGCAGAAAAAAUGGCAGCCCUUAUCCAAAGAGGUCGUCUUAUUAAGGAAGUCAACCGCCAGCUGCAAGGCCACUUAACAGAGAUUCGAGAGUUAAAACAAGUUAAUCAUCGUCUUCAGGAGGAAAACAGAGAGUUGAAGGACCUGUGCUGCUUCUUGGAUGAUGACAGAUUGAAAAGCAAGAAGCUGGCUAGUGAAUGGCAGCUCUUUGGAUACCAUGCAGCCAAAGUGUUACGUGAAGACUUGGGUGGGUAUCUGAAAAAACUUUCUGAGCUUGAGAGACGUCAGGAUGAGCUUGUGCGGGAAAACUCAUGCCUAUCUGAAGUUUUUCUCGCUCUAGAGGAAGAUGGGGCUUCCAUAAGGCAUCAUGCCAGCCCAGUGGCUUCUUCAGAGCUAAGCCUUUUACCAUGUGGACCACGAGACUUGGGAGAUGGAAGCUCGAGUACAGGGAGUGUAGGGAGUCCAGAUCAACUCCAUGUUGUUUGUUCACCUGAUGACUGAAAACGGGUAUCCUGUCUAAAGUUGUGAAUGUAUAUGGCUAUGAAUGACAAGACUGUUGGACUUUAAAAUGGGUCUUUUUUUGUCAACUAAGCUACUGAGGAGGGAAUCUGGGGUAAAUAGCUUGUUUUUUUUCUUGUCUACUACACUUUCUGUAUAUAUUGUAUACACAUAAACUCUUAAGCCAUUUUCUCUGAAAAGAAGACAGCACACUAACUCUCUGUAUUCAUACAGAUUCCAUGGAUCUUGCUUGAUUGCUCCUAGGCACUAGCUUCUGUAUAUGUACAGACUAGCAAGAACUUAGUUUUUGAUCCAUAUUAUUGAUCUCUUUAUAUAUUGAGGCAUGAGAGGGCUCAUUCAAUCCCAAAUGAAUGGGGCCUUUUGCUUGUUUGGGUAGAUGGCAUGGCCCAUCAGUAGCAGGCAAACUUGGUCUCUGCUUCUCUGUAUACAGUAUAUGCAUGUGGGAGAGAGCUUGUUGUCUGCUCUCAGUCUUGGUUCUCUGUAUAUACAGAUGGGACACGACAAAUACUCCUCUCAGUGAAUGAUCAAUGUGUAUGUAUGCAGGAGAGAGCGCAUACAUACACAGUCACUCUCUCUGUAUACUAGUUAGAUGGCAAAAUGAGAUUUCCACUGUUGUUUUAUUGUCACAAUGGUAUCCCUGUUUGUAAACAGAGUUUCUGGUAUUAUUGCCAUAGUUUACUAUAUAGUU